Molecule: messenger RNA, 324 nt
Organism: Botrytis fragariae
Lineage: Eukaryota; Fungi; Ascomycota; Leotiomycetes; Helotiales; Sclerotiniaceae
Exons: 2
Coding region: 1-324 (107 amino acids)
Source: RefSeq, a predicted model, not a curated record
AUGUGUAGAGCAUAUCAAUGGACUGGUCAAGUUUCGGCUCUUGAGUAUAUUAAGACACAAUUCCAGUCGGAUCCAUCCCGUUUUCGGGCUGGCUACGUUCAUCAAUCCCUCUUUAUCUUGGAAAACGAAACACACGGAAUCUUCGCGAGUGUGCCUAGUACUUUCAUCUAUCAACAUUUCGCAACAAUCAUGGGAGAUGAUGUCCACCCCCUCCCCCCUUUCAUCCAAGUCCCCAAGCGCAAAUGCAUGCGACUCAGAAGUAAUAAAUUAGACCUUGAGAGAACUCCAUACAUGUACUCUGUUUCUCCUCUAAACAUAACUUGA